Messenger RNA from Aspergillus calidoustus, 2958 nucleotides. NCBI's taxonomy places the organism in Eukaryota, Fungi, Ascomycota, Eurotiomycetes, Eurotiales, Aspergillaceae. The record is from the annotation of a GenBank genome assembly.
AUGCCCGCAAGGUAUCUUAUCGAGACUAAAGUCAUUGACGACGUGGCUCAACAUGGAAGCGUUGCACUUUUCUGCUCUAAAUACCUACUGUCACCUCCGUUUAACCCGAGAAUCGAGGAAAGCGAGAUUCGAAAGCAUAUGCUCGCUGGGUAUUACGCCCUGCAAGAUUAUGUUGUUUCGAGCAUAUUCGACCACUUUAUUGCAGCCUCUGAGAAAAAAGCAAAUGAUCAGUCAAUGCUGCCGGAUAAACUUUGGCUUGCUCUGCAGUCCUUCGUCGCUGAGUAUGGGAAAGCUCCAGAGUUCAAGGAUAAACUCAGUGACAUAGGGGAGCUUCAGCGACGCCUACCGAGUGACCUUGCCAAGAGGUAUGCACUGUUCGACCUAGAAGAGCGAACAUCCGUACUCAGAUCUGUUCUUGAGAGCGUCCGCAGCGAUGAUUCCCUGCAACAAGACAAAAGAGGGACGCUGAACACUAUUUACGGAUUCAAGUCCUUCAAGUGCCCGCGGCCUUGGUGCCUUCGCUUUGAAAACGGUCUUGACACUUUUAAAGAUCGGGAACGUCAUGUUCAUAAACAUGAUAAUCCAUUUAUCUGUCCAGACGACCAAUGCCCCCUUCAUGAAGUCGGAUUCGAUACCGAGUCAAGUUUGAAUCAACACAUCAGACGCUACCAUGCCUCAACCCACAAUGGCACUCAACCUACAUUUCCGAAACCUCGAUCCCACAGAGAAGACACUCUGUGGAGUGCGUCAGAACGGGGGGAUUUAGCCUCGGUACGCAAACAUAUCAACAAUGGGGCAGACGUCAAUAAACCGACUCGCGCGAAGGGAAUUCGGACUCCUCUCGACUUCGCAGCUCAAAAAGGGCAUCUUGCUAUUUGCCAUAUGCUUGUAAAGCAUGGUGCCAAGUUACUCGACGAGCAUUAUUAUGGAAGACACCCUCGAACGAAGACUGCAUUGAAAGUUGCAAUCAUGCACGGGCAUGAAGAUGUUGUUCGCUAUUUACUAUCUUUGGACUGCGCCAUAAAUAAAGAUGGCCAUCGUUCGGCUGUAUGGUACGCAGCGAGAUCAGGAAACCGGCCGAUUUUGAAGAUGAUCCUUGAUAGCCACGACAGCCGAUCUAGAGUAUCGAACUUGGGAGAUGCUUUAGUGAUAGCAGCAGGAAUGGAUCAUGUUGAUGCAGUGAGCUUCCUUCUAAGAUUCAGUGAAUCAGAACCCCACGUGGACCCGUCCGACGUGGCCAAUUGGCGGAUGAUAAGACAUCACGACUGGAGAUUCAAAAAUGGUCAGUCAUUAAAUGAUGUCGUGUUGUGGGCAAACAGCGCCCACGUGUCGGAUACAAAGUCACGAACACCACUACACAUGGCAUCCAGGAACGGCAAUGCAGAUAUAGUUCAGAUUCUGCUCAACGCCAACGCAAAUCCAAGUCCUUUAUAUCUACAUUCGCGCUUUUCAUCACCAGCCGAUUUCAGCUGGGAAACGCCAUUGUACAGUGCAGCUGAGCAUGGAUAUGCGGAUGUUGUGCAGCUUCUACUUGCGGCACAAGCCGAUCCAAACGAGCCAUGCAAUGGGUUGGGCCCGUUACAUGCAGCAGCUCGAAACGGACAUGCUGAAACCGUUCGUCUAUUGAUCGACAGCAACAGAAUUAAUCCUAAUCUUGGAGACAUGCCUAGCCGAAGCGCAUUGCAUCUUGCUAUUCGGGGAGGCCAUCUGGGGGUCGCCAAACAGAUUGCUGAUAUGUUCCCAGCACAAGCGGGAGCCCUGUUUGCAUGGGCAUCAUCUGAGAACAAUGAGAAUGUGACGGCCUGCUUGCUUGGCUUGGGGAUAUUUCCCGUCGAUCCUCGUUCCCUAUACAAGGCUGCCGUCGGCGGGGAUGAAAAGGCAGUUCGUGCUGCAGCUUUGGCGCCGCAAGCAGCUGUCUCGUCUGGCGAACACCGCCCUGUUAUUUUUGAUAGCUGGUACGCGAUUCCCAAUACAGACGUAGAGCCGGUCGUCGAGCUCGAUUUACUUCUUAUUCUUGGCUCCGAAGGUGUUCAUGGUAUGACCUUUAGUGAGGAUCGCAGAUAUUUGGCAGUCAACGGGAAGCGACGGGUUUUUCUCUAUGGUACACUGCUAGGGAAUGAAAUUGACAGCGCCCAGGUCAGUGAGAAUCAUGGCGCUCAUUUCGUCUUGCAGGGCAUUUAUUUUAGCCCCGAUGGCAACCAUCUUGUCGGUAGAGGCGAAGACAACGUCCUCUGGCUUUGGCAGAUACUCAACCAGGUGACCUCUACCUUUACAACCAGCCAUAUAGGGCCCAUUGAAGCCGUGUGCUAUACUCCCAAUGGACAUUAUCUUGUGACUUGUGGAAGUGAUAGAACUGCCCGCGUGUGGAAUACCUCUCCCGGAGAGCUCUUUCACGUCCACACUAUCGACAUUGGCUAUCAUGCUCUCAGCAUGGCUAUCUCUUUCGAUAGUCGACAUCUCGCUAUCGGUGCCCCGAAUGGAACCAUAUGGCUCUGGAACUUGGCUGCUGGCCCAGCUCCUCCCACGUGUGUUCCAAAUCCGGACAGCCGCACAUGGAAAAUUGACUCUCUCUCGUUCUCAACAGUGGGCUACGAUCUUGUUAGCUGCGGACUCGAUGGGUCGAUUAGGGUCUGUCAUCUCAAGCCUGAAUACAGCGGACGUCCGCUGCGGGUUGGUACUGUACGUACUGCUCAAGGGCAGUGUGAGAAUGCUCUAGAUGCUCGUCUCACCUCGGAUCUACGCUGGCUGUUAUCUUGCAAGUCUACGGGCGAUGUCUUGGUACAGAGCACGACGACCGGCGUCAUUCAUACGGUUCUUAAGGCGCACCCGGACAAGGCCGUGGCUCUCGCUUGUUCGUCGUCGGGAUCUGUAUUUGCAAGCGCAUCAAGUGACGGUCAAGUGCGAGUCUGGAAAAUGCAAGUCAAUCCCCUCAGAAGUACCAAGAGUUCAGCCCGGUGA